AUGUUGUAUCAGACAGUCGUAUCACUGGGUCUUGCUACCAUUGCCCUUGCUCUUCCUAAAGACAAGGAUAGCAAGGCCCUCGCGGCCAGCAAAUUUAUCAUCGCACUCAAGCCAACUACCAAGAUAGACCUUGAUCUGCACGCUCGAUGGGUGUCGGAUGUGCACGGACAGGCCCUCGCCCACCACGGCGUCGAGUCUAGUGGAAUUGACAAGACGUUUAGUUUUCCUGGCUUUAGAGGAUACUCCGGUUCGUUUGAUGAGGAUACCAUCGAGAUCAUCAAAGCCAAUUCCAGUGUCUUGCAUGUUGAACCUGAUCAGACCUUUACUAUCGCAUCACCAGUCACACAGCAAUCUCCUCCCUGGAGUCUAUCCGCAAUUUCCAAUGCCAAUCCCCCGUCUUCGAAGGCAUCGUAUACCUACGAUUCGACAGCUGGGGCAGGGACAUUUGUCUAUGUUCUAGACAGCGGCAUCUUCCUCGAGCAUGAAGAAUUUCAAGGCCGCGCUGUUUUCGGAGCAGAUACCUCAGGCAUUUCCAGCAAGAAGCAGCACGGCACGCUUGUCGCUGCUAUCGUCAACGGUGCCACAUACGGAGUUGCCAAGAAGGCGACUGUUGUGGAUGUACAGGUUUUGGGCGAUGAUAGCGGUUCGUCUAGCGGUAUUCUGGCUGGUCUUAGCUGGGCGGUCAACGACGUGGUGUCCAAAAACCGCGCUGGCAAGGCUGUGAUCAACAUGAGCCUGUCAGGAAGUAACUCAGUCAUCUUCAACGAGGCGGUACAAAAGGCGAUUGACGCUGGAAUUCCCGUCGUCGCAGCCGCGGGGAAUGCCAAUGACGAUGCUUCAAAAAGCAGCCCCGGCAACCAACCCAACGUUAUCACCGUCGCAGCCAGCAACAAAAACUAUCAGCGAUGGGCAUGGUCUAACUGGGGGUCAGCCUGUGACAUCUUUGCUCCAGGCGAAGAAAUCACAUCGGCUUGGCCCACGUCUGCUUCGGCAACGUACAUUGCAAGCGGCACGUCAGAGGCUUCUCCGCAUGUUGCAGGUAUUGUUGCCUAUCUUUUGGCACUGGAAGGUUCGCGCACGCCAGCUCAGAUUUGGUCGCGACUUAAGGAGCUGGCGAUCAAGGAUAAGAUCACAGAUGUCAAGGGGGUUCCAAACCUAUUGGUAUACAACGGGAUUGGCAAAUAG
Messenger RNA from Fusarium musae, 1185 nucleotides. RefSeq lists its product as uncharacterized. Bases 1 to 1185 code for a protein of 394 amino acids. The record is from RefSeq and is a predicted model, not a curated record. Lineage: Eukaryota; Fungi; Ascomycota; Sordariomycetes; Hypocreales; Nectriaceae. Gene Ontology annotation, biological process: proteolysis. Gene Ontology annotation, molecular function: serine-type endopeptidase activity. The transcript is spliced from 2 exons.